Molecule: messenger RNA, 1134 nt
Organism: Gossypium raimondii (Peruvian cotton)
Lineage: Eukaryota; Viridiplantae; Streptophyta; Magnoliopsida; Malvales; Malvaceae
Product: probable transcriptional regulator RABBIT EARS
Exons: 1
Coding region: 240-968 (242 amino acids)
Source: RefSeq, a predicted model, not a curated record
UUCAGUCAGAGGCUCACAGUUUGUCUUCAAGCAGCUACAUCCCAGAAGUAACUCAAACCAUUAAGGACCCACACACGUUAAUUUUUGCAAAACAUUCCCUCUUCCCAAACAAACAAAGAGAGUAGCUACACACACAAUUAAUUUUCAUAUCUUCCCCCCUAUAUACCAUUUAGAUUCUAACAUGUAGUUCUUUUAGCUUGCUUUGAUUAAAAUCCCUUUUCUUUUCACCCCCUCUUGUAAUGGAGCAAGAAAGGUAUUGGAUGUGGACAAGGAGGAGACAUGGUUUGACUUCUCAUCAUCAUCAUCAUGUUGAAUCAUCAACAAAGGAGGGUGCAUAUUAUGCUUCAUGGGAAGAACAAGCUUUUGCAGAAGAUGCUUCUGGUACUCCUGGUGGGUGUAUAUGGCCACCAAGGUCAUAUUCUUGUAGCUUCUGUGGGAGAGAGUUUAGAUCAGCUCAAGCUCUGGGUGGUCAUAUGAAUGUUCAUAGGAGAGAUAGAGCUAGGCUAAAACAAUCCCCUCCAUCUCCAUCUCCUCCCCACCAUGAGCACCAUCAUCAUCAGAAUAACAUUCAGGAUCCCUUUUUGCCUUUGGGUUUUCCGUGCCAGCCUGAUGAGGUUUGUAACUUUCUUUAUAACCCUAACCCUAAUUCCAAUCAUGGUACUACUAAACAGGAUUGUCCAGGGCCUCCUCUUUUCUCUUCACCAAAACCAUGGUCAAACUUGACAGCUGACAGAUAUGGAGGAGACAAGAGUCCAAGAACCCUAGUUGUUCGAGAAACACACAAAGAAGACAUCACUGUCGGUUGUAAGAGAAAGAGAACCGAUGAUCAUACACCCACCAUGACCUUAUUACCAUUCUUCCUCGAGCCGAUUUCAAUUCAAAAGCACCAUCAUCAUCACCCACCAGCUGAUGAAGACAACAACAUAGAUCUUGAGCUAAGGCUUGGCGAUCCACCCAAGGUAAAAUAGUUUCAUCAUAAGACCAUAUUAUAACUGGUCCUUACUUUCUAUAAUCAUAUGUUUGUCUGUAAGACAGCACUGUGACCUCAUUUCCAUUAUGUUUGAUGAAAUUACUUUAUGACCUUUCACAUGGUGUAACAAAAAAAUUACAUAUGAUUGAAAUUUUUUUACUAUA